AUGUCACAGCCUCAGCCGCAGCAACCUGGUUAUCCUCCCAAUGGCCCUCCACCUCCACCGGCCUACGCCCAGCCACCGCCUGGCUAUGGCCAGCCAAUUCAGGGGUCGACGACGGUUGUCCUUACUCCUCCUGUCAUCGCCGUGGCACAGGGGUACAGAGAGUCCCCCGUCCGGACCAAGUGUCCACACUGUAACGCUGACGUCGUCACCGCUACAUCGUACACGACCGGAACCUUCACCUGGAUCAUUUGUCUGAUCCUCUGCUUCGUUGGGUGUGAUCUGGGUUGUUGUCUUAUCCCGUUCUGUGUGAACAGCUGUAAAGACUGUGUGCACAAAUGUCCGAACUGUCACCAGCAACUGGGCAUCUACAGGAGAAUGUAG
Messenger RNA from Liolophura sinensis, 381 nucleotides. Its product is annotated as LITAF domain-containing protein-like. The coding region runs from base 1 to 381 and encodes 126 amino acids. Gene Ontology annotation, molecular function: zinc ion binding. NCBI's taxonomy places the organism in Eukaryota, Metazoa, Mollusca, Polyplacophora, Chitonida, Chitonidae. The record is from RefSeq and is a predicted model, not a curated record. The transcript is spliced from 4 exons.